This is a messenger RNA of Linum trigynum, 3915 nucleotides long. Lineage: Eukaryota; Viridiplantae; Streptophyta; Magnoliopsida; Malpighiales; Linaceae. The record is from the annotation of a GenBank genome assembly.
GAUAGAUAGAAUCUGAUUAGGUUGCUAGAGUCUCAUCAUUCGGUAGUAGGAGAUUGGCUAUACGAGAGUUAGCCAGUUUACUACUUUGUACUGGAAUCCAAUUCUAGUAGUGGAGUUCUGUUCUUACUGCUUCAGCUUUCUAUCCCGGUGAAGACUAAUCGUCUGCCGGGUAGUUAGACUGAGAGGGCUUGGUCAGCUUAAGAGAUUCCAAGCUACUGUCGGAUCUUCCGCAGUCUAAUCAACAGUAAACCAACCCAGAGAAAUACAAUUGAAACCUAACUAAGGAGCUAGUGGGACUCAUUCCCGAGUGACUCUUUCCUGCUUGGAAAAUAAUUUCCUGCUUUCUUGUUGCUUUUAGUUUAAACACAAAUCACUCGACUUAGUUGGUUAGAUAAUAAAUAAUCACGGAGUAAGCAGUAGAUCUAGACCCCGGGUUGAUAAUAGAACUUCCCUGUUACUGCAUUCCCGGACUGCGAUUACACUUGGUCGUAGUUUGGUGUUGUGUUUCAGAGCAUCAAGUUUUUGGCGCCGUUGCCGGGGAACCCUCUAGGUUAUUGGGGAAACGUGAGAAUUUGUUACUCUAGCUUUUUAUUUACUGCAUUUUAUCUCUUCCACCUGUGUGCCUUCACGGGUUGCUUCUGCUGAUUGUGUGCAGGUAGUGCAUGACCCGUAGCCAGUCGGGAGAUCUACUACCACUAGACCAGGAGCUGGAACGAACCUGCAGAAACUUCAAGCGGGCUCUAAAGGCGCGACUGGCUGCCGAGGAGGCGCUAGCACAGCUACAGAUCACUGAAGAAGAGGAGAUGGCUGAUCCACAGGGCCAUGCUGUGGUCGAUCCCGAGGAGCAUACCUUGGGACAUUACUGGACCGCCAGGGCUGCAGACAUGAGGUCACCUAUUCAACACCCUCAUGUCCCAGCCAAUAAUUUUGAGGUGAGCACCUCAGUAAUCACCAUGCUGCGCGGUUCGGUGAUGUUCCGUGGCAAAGAGGGGGAGUGCCAUCGAUCACAUCUCAGGCGAUUCCAUGAGCUCAUUGAUGGAAUCAAGAUCAAUGGGGUCCCAGCGGAUGCCAUCCAGCUGAGAUACUUCCCAUUCACCCUGGAGGGGCAAGCCAAGGAGUGGCUAGAUACUCGACCUCCGGGCUCCAUCACCACGUUCGCCAACCUGGCGGACAAGUUCCUUACCCGCUACCAUCCUCCGUCGAAGACGGCGAACUUACAGAAGCAGAUCACCCACUUCACCCAGGAUGAAGAUGAGACCAUCCGGGAUGCUUGGGAGAGAUACAACAGUCUCUUCCUGAGGUGUCCCAAUCAUGGUUUCAACGACGCUUUCAAGGUGGGAACCUUCUAUCACGCCCUCUUCCCGGAGGACAAGCAGCUGAUUGAUUCGGUUUGUGGCGGGAACAUGCUGACCAAAACACCGCCACAGCUUAAUCAACUCUUUGAGGAGAUGGCGGAGAACGGGUACGAUUGGGACACUGCCAGGAGAUUGAGACGAGCACCAGGACGAGGUGUGCAUGCUGUGGGCACCCAGUCAUCUGAUUUGGUACAGGUGGUAUCGAAGCUGGUCUCAGCUAUCGAUCGUUCUGAUUUGAUUGAAGGUACAGGACAGCCGCAGGCGAUGCUCUGCCAGUGGUGCGAGAGCACCCAUCAUACAGUGGAAGACUGCCAGGUGAUGAAGGAAUCGACCACCCCCCAGGAGCAGGUUAACUUCAUCAACAAUGUCAGGCGCAAUGACCCCUACAGUAACACCUACAAUGAGGGGUGGCUCCAGCAUCCCAACUUCUCCUGGGGUGGGGAAAAUCCCAGACCACCAGUACCCCAAGGACCACCGGGCUUCCAGAGGCCACCAUAUCAGCCCAGACAGGGGCAAUUCCAGCAGCAGCAGUCUCUCUACCAGCCCAUGCAGGGGCAUGCUGCUCCAUCACAGCUGCGACCUUUCCAGCAGCCAGGUGCAGCCCCUGCCGCCCCAGCGCAGAAUGAUCAGAUGGCUGAACUGCGGGAAUUGGUGGGUUCUCUCGCCAGUUCUAGUGCUCAAAAAUUUAACACUAUCGAGCAGUUCAUGGAAAAGGCAUCGGGUAAAUUCCUGGCUCUAGAAGCUGGCCAGAGGAACACACAGGCUGUCUUGCAGGAUAUCCAAACCCAGCUGGGGAGUGUGGCUCAAGCAGUGGCACAAAGGGCUCCUGGUACUCUACCCGGUCAGACCAUCCCUCAUCCUCAGAACCCGAAUGAGCACUGCAAUGCCAUCAUGACCAGGAGUGGCAAGAUGACUGUUGACCCACCUGUUCGGGCUCAAGAGAGAGAGGCCCCUGCCUUGGCAUCUUCAGCAGCUGAAGAAGAAGCAGAGAAGGAGGUUGAGGUGCCUGCACCUAAUCCGCAACCAGUAGUGAAGGAGUAUAUCCCUAAACUCCCCUUCCCUACUCGGUUGCACAAAGACAGGCUGGAGGCAGAGUUCGAGAACUUCUUGGCCAUGCUUAGGAAGCUGAAUGUCCAAGUACCUUUCCUGGAGGUACUAUCUCAAAUGCCUAAGUAUGCGAAGUUCCUGAAGGAUCUUCUCUCAAAGAAGCAGAAGCUGAGCGAGCUGGCCACUGUGGAGCUCAGCGAGGAGUGCUCGGCCAUUCUGCAGAACAAGCUUCCGCAGAAGCAGAAGGACCCAGGUAGUUUUACUAUCCCGUGCUCUAUAGAAAAUUUGCAUGUAGAGAGGUCCUUGGCGGAUUUAGGUGCUAGUAUAAAUGUUAUGCCAUAUAAAAUGUUUAAGAAACUAGGCCUAGGUGAACCCCGUGCUACUAGGAUGAGCCUUCAAUUAGCUGACCGAUCUGUAGUGCAUCCUAGGGGCAUAGUGGAAGACCUUCUGGUUAAGGUUGGCAAAUUCAAUUAUCCUGUUGAUUUUGUGAUUUUGGACAUAAAUGAGGAUGUGGAUGUGCCAUUGAUACUGGGAAGGCCUUUCUUGGCCACCGCCAAGGCCCUCAUAGAUGUGCAUGAUGGGACCUUAGUUUUGAGGGAUGGUGAGGAGCGAAUAGAGUUUUCAAUUUCUAAUACUCAUCCUGCUUCGUCACCUCUGCAUGCUGUAUCUCACCAGGAGCACGAGUCUGUCGUGUAUCCUUCUGUGUUGCCUAUUUUGCAGGAUCCGCCUCCCAUAUCUUCGCCGCCACUCCCGUCCACUCCGUCAUCGAAGGAACAAAUCAGGGAGGAGUGGCGGCCGAAACAGCAGGCAGCUAAGCCUGCUCGAAAGAAAGCCGGAGACCACUAUGAGCUAGUCCCGCCCCCACCUUGGCCAUCCGAGUAUUCACUCGCUUGCAUCCUGCCGGAUGGCCAAGUUGAGUUGGCAAAUGCUGGUGGCCACAUUCGGCGUGUGCAUGGCCAUCAUUUGAAGCUGUACCUCAAGAGCGAGGUGGAUCCGCUCUUGAAGGCACCUGCUCUUUCACCUCACCGAGAUUCCAUCUACUGGCGUCCAGCUAAAAGACGGUAAAGAAGCGCUUGUGGGGAGGCAACCCCACCGAGGUUUGCAUUUUCUUACAUUUUUCCUUUUGUUUUUUUUUUUUGUGUUUUUGAGUCUUGAGAUGUUGUUCCAGAGUCGAAUGUCGUUUUUGGAUGAAAACAUGUUGAAUUCGGGGCUCCAGCAGCUCACACGGCCAGGCCAUAUUCUCGCACGGCCGUGUGGAUUUUAUCCCCUGGCCGUGUGAGCUCUCGACAAAUUCCACACAGCCAAAAGUGCAAUUCGCACGGCCGUGUGGUGUGGCCUGGCCUGGCCGUGUGGCCGACACGGGAAACUCGUUGAUCGCACGACCGUGUGAAAUUUUUCCAUCGGCCGUGUGAGCCCUCGACAAAUUCCACACGGCCAAAAGUGCAAUUCGCACGGCCGUGCGGAUUUCCUCGACCUGGCCGUGUCGGCCAACACGGGCAAACUUGCACCUCGC